Pelobates cultripes (western spadefoot toad) is the source of this 910-nucleotide messenger RNA. The record is from the annotation of a GenBank genome assembly. Lineage: Eukaryota; Metazoa; Chordata; Amphibia; Anura; Pelobatidae.
GGUGCAGAGUGGAUCAAUGGAUUCCAGAAUUCCCCAUAGCAUCACGGUAGUGCCAAGUGCAGUUAUGGUACAACCCCUUCUAGACGGCCGCGUCCCUUAUGGAAGGUUGCAGCACCCAUUGACUAUCUUGCCUAUUGACCAGAUGAAGACCACCCAUCUUGAAAAUGACUAUAUUGAUAACCCAACUCUUAAUCAGCUGACGAAUCAGAAGAUCAGCAGAGGACUCCAUGAACCUAUGCUCAUCAAUCAGCACCUACAAAGGUGUGAAGCUGACAAUACACACCCUUGGAUAUCGUUCAGUGGACGACCAAGUUCCAUAAGCAGCAGCAGUAGCACAUCCUCCGAUCAGAGGCUCUUGGACCACAUGGCUCCACCACCGGUUGUGGAUCAGUCCCCACCUCGGGCAGUGAGGAUACAGCCUAAAGUGAUUAAUUGUAAGCCUCAGGAUGUCAAGGGACAGAUCGCUCAGGAACUUGACAAACAUUUCUUACUCUGUGAGGCUUGUGGUAAAUGUAAAUGCAAGGAUUGUACUACCCCUCGGACCUUGCCUUCAUGUUGGGUUUGCAACCAGGAGUACCUGUGUUCCGCACAAAAUCUUGUCAACUAUUCCACCUGCAUGUGUCUCGUCAAAGGGGUCUUCUACCACUGCACAAAUGAAGAUGAUGAGGGCUCCUGUGCAGAUCAUCCAUGCUCUUGCUCCCAAUCAAAUUGCUGUGCACGCUGGUCUUUCAUGGGAGCCAUGUCCUUGGUCCUUCCUUGCUUACUUUGCUAUCUUCCAGCCACAGGUUGUGUUAAGCUCUCCCAGAAAUGCUAUGACCAAGCAAGCCGGCCUGGCUGUCGGUGUAAAAACACAAACAGUGUCAUCUGCAAAGCACCAGAUGCAGUGGGCAGACAAGAGAAGCCAUUUUGA